Messenger RNA from Sus scrofa (pig), 8016 nucleotides. The record is from RefSeq and is a predicted model, not a curated record. NCBI's taxonomy places the organism in Eukaryota, Metazoa, Chordata, Mammalia, Artiodactyla, Suidae.
AUUUGACUCCUAGCCUGGGAGCCUCCAUAUGCUGCAGGAGGAGCCCAAGAAAUGGCAAAAAGAAAAAAAAAAAUUUUUUUUUUGAAGAACUCUUUUGCUAUGUCUUUGUAGUCUCAACACCCCUUUCCCCCACAACCCCAUUUUGGCUUGUUAUAUGAAUGGAAACAUACAGUAUAUAACCUUUUGAGGUCAGUGUUUUUCAGGAAGCAUAAUGCCUUGGGGUCCGUAUAGGGUUGUAUGUAUCAACAGUUGAUUGCUUCUUGUUGCUGAGUAGUAUUCUCGUGUGGGUGUACCAGGUUUGUUAAACCAUUCACCUUUUGAAGGACAUUUGGAUUGUUUCCAGUGUUUUGUUUAACAUUAUGAAUCAACUGCUUUGAAUGUUUGAGUAUAGAUUUUCAUGUGAACAUUAAGUUUUCCAUUUUCUGGGGUAGAAGUUGAAGAGGGUGAUUUCUGGGUCAUAUGGUGAGUGAGUGUUUUAGUUUUGUAAGCAAUCACCAGCCUAUUUUCCAGAGUGUGUGUACCACUAUAUGAGGGAUCUGGUUUCUCAGCAUCUUCCCCAUCAUUUGGUAUUAUCAGUUUUUUUAUUUAGCUGUUCUCAUAGGUGUGGUCAUACCCUAUUUUGGUUUUAGUUUGCAAUUCCCUAAUGACUAAUGAUAAACAUCUUUUCAUAAGCUUGUUUGCCAUCUGUAUCUCUUUGGUGAAAUAUCUGUUCAUGUCUUUUGUCCAUUUUCUAAUUGGAUUUUUUAAAAAAAUUUAACUGUUAUGAAAGUUCUUUAUGUAUUCUAUAUCCAAGAUCUCUAUUGGAUAUGUGGUUUGCAAAUACUGUAUUUCUGUCUGUAGCUUGUAUCUGUGGCAAGUGGAAAUUCCUGGGCUUGAGCUACUGCAGUGACAACAUUGGAUCCUUAACCUGCUUUGCCACAAGGGAACUCCUGUAACUUGUCUUUUCAUCCUCUUAAGAGUCUUUUUUCAGAGGAGAAGGUUUGAAUUUUGAUGAAGUCCCGUUUUUAAAAGUUUUCUUUUAUAGAUUAUGCGUUUGGUGUCAAGUGAAAGAACUUUUUGCCUAGAGCACUGGUUCUUUUUCAUGGCGAAUGGUAUUUAGAACCCGAAAUCUGAGCAUUAGGUUUGCUUGUUCCUGUUAGGGUGUGGGUGCUCUCCAGGCUUCAGAGGAUAUGGAGAAUAUGUGUGUCCUAGGCCUUUCCAGGCUUCAGGGUACAUUAACUGUUUUCCUUGGUAUCUCCAAGUGUAGACACUUACUCUGUGCUUCCCUUCCUUCUCCUAAGUCUGCUAUCACUGCCCAUCUUUUUUUAAUUCUCUAAAAAUUGGUCUAUUGCUUUCUUGUAUUAUUAUUUUUGGACUUCUUUACUAAUUUUAGGUGGGUUUUAUUUUCAGUGAAUCUUUGUGAGAAAACAGUUGUAACUGCAUGUAUUACCCAUGUGUACUUGUUGAAGCUGUAAUACUCCCUUUUCAGAUGUUUAUUUUUUCACACUGUCAGUCUUAUCCCACUCUUGCUAUACCUGUUUCCACGCUGAUAGUGCUGUUUCUCAGUAGCUUGUAGUCAUCUUUGAUUCUCUUUUCCGUGUUAUGAAGGUCAAGUUUAUUAAAAUAUUUAGGUUCUCUUUGGUGCCCAGCUUACCUUUCCAUUCUCUAUUUCUGCAGCCCUCCCAUAUUUGCUCCAUUCUAGAACUAUUCCGAGUAGCUUUACAUUUGCCUACCUGUGUUAUGCUCUUCUCUUUUCCUCUCAAGUUUCCUUUGGAACAUAUUGUCUCUGCCUCUUUCUUUUUAUAGUAUUGUCAGUAGAGCACAAAGCUUGGCAUAUAAUAGGCACUUGAUGCAUGAAAUAUACAAGCAAGUGGUACUUCCUCUAAAGUAAUAAUAGCACCCCAAAUUUUUAUUGCCUGUUAACAUUUUCCAAAUACUAUCAUAUAGUAUCUCAUUUUAUUCUCAAAGCAACUCUCCCAGCUAUUAUUCAUCUUUUAUAAAUGAUGCCAAGUGAAUUUUCCAAGGACAUAACUGUAGGACUUAAAUUUAACGAAUGUUUGUGAACCUGUUACGUGACAGGUCCUGAUUUAGCUGCUAGAGACACUUGGGGAACAAAGCAGACAAAUGUGCCCCUCGUAGAAACAAUAUUAGAAUGUUUAAAUUCUGACCAUUGUGGGGCGGAUUUUGGGGGAAGUCUUCCAUAAUCUUACUCAACUCAGGUGUCAUCUCCUUUAGACUUUCUUAACUCUCCUGGAAGGAGGCAGGAGUAGGGUAGAAAGAAUAGCUCUGUCUUCUGUGUUCUCAUUAGUUCCUUUUUGUGUUUACAUUGUGCACAGUUUUAUGCUAAAUAGUGUUUCUAAAACCAUUAUUUGUAUUUGGGGCCUUUGCUAGAUUGAGCAUAUGUGGGCAGGGAUCUUUUUCUGUAGUAUCCAGGAUGCCUGGCACAUAGUAUAUUCUCAGAAAGUAUUUGAACCCCUUAAUGUAAAGACUUAUCCAUGGUUGUCAUUUACUAAUAGCAGGUAACAUUACUCUUCAGUACUCUUCAGUGCCACAUGUAAGGGAACCAGUUUUAAAAGACUCCAUUCUGGAGUUCCUGUUGUGGCUCAGCGGUUAACGAACGCGACUAGUGUCCAUGAGGACAUAGGUUUGAUCCUGGCCUCACUCAGUGGGUUAAGGAUCCGGCAUUGCCGUGAGCUGUGGUGUAGGUUGCAGAUGCAGCUUGGAUCCCACGUUGCUGUGGCUGUGGUGUAGGCCGGCAGCUGUAGCUCUGAUUAGAUCCCUCGCUUGGGAACCUCCAUGUGCCACAUAUGGGAUCCUAAAGAGACAAAAAGACAAAAAAAAAAGACAACCCACCUCCCAAAAAACCACCUCCACUCUAUUCUUAGUUAGAAGGGCAUAUUUUCUGAGAGGUUAUCUAAAAGGCAAAUUUUUACUGAAGUUUAACAAACUUUUGUUUGUGGGUGUGUAUAGGUCUCAAGUCUGGAGAUGGAGUCUUGACAUCCUUCUCUCCUCAGUAUGACCAUCAGUGUUAUAGUUUUGCUGCUGGACUCUUCCCUCCCUUCCCCCACCCCAUCAGGAUGAUAUGAGACUUGAAAGAAGACGAUGCAUACAGGAGGAGAGACUUCAGCAUGCAAACCUUCAUCUGUUCGGCUUGCACCGUCAUUUUCAUUCCAUGCUGCUGGCCUUCAGAUGGCUGGACAGAUGCCCCAUUCACAUCAGUACAGUGACCGUCGCCAGCCAAACAUAAGUGACCAACAGGUUUCUGCCUUAUCUUAUUCUGACCAGAUUCAGCAACCUCUAACUAACCAGGUGAUGCCUGAUAUUGUCAUGUUACAGAGGCGGAUGCCCCAAACCUUCCGUGAUCCAGCUACUGCUCCCCUGAGAAAACUUUCUGUUGACUUGAUCAAAACAUAUAAGCAUAUUAAUGAGGUUUACUAUGCAAAAAAGAAACGAAGACAUCAACAGGGCCAGGGGGACGAUUCUAGUCACAAGAAGGAGAGGAAGGUUUACAAUGAUGGUUAUGACGAUGAUAACUAUGAUUACAUUGUAAAAAACGGAGAAAAGUGGAUGGAUCGUUACGAAAUUGACUCCUUGAUAGGCAAAGGUUCCUUUGGACAGGUUGUAAAGGCAUAUGAUCGAGUGGAGCAAGAAUGGGUUGCCAUUAAAAUAAUAAAGAACAAGAAGGCUUUUCUGAAUCAGGCCCAGAUAGAAGUGCGACUUCUUGAGCUCAUGAACAAACAUGACACUGAAAUGAAAUACUAUAUAGUGCAUUUAAAACGCCACUUUAUGUUUCGAAACCAUCUCUGUUUAGUUUUUGAAAUGCUGUCCUACAACCUCUAUGACUUGUUGAGGAACACCAAUUUUCGAGGUGUCUCUUUGAACCUAACACGAAAGUUUGCACAGCAGAUGUGCACUGCACUGCUUUUCCUUGCGACUCCAGAACUUAGUAUCAUUCACUGUGACCUAAAACCUGAGAACAUCCUUCUUUGUAACCCCAAACGCAGUGCAAUCAAGAUUGUUGACUUUGGCAGUUCUUGUCAAUUGGGGCAGAGGAUAUACCAGUAUAUCCAGAGUCGCUUUUAUCGGUCUCCAGAGGUGCUACUGGGAAUGCCUUAUGACCUUGCUAUCGACAUGUGGUCCCUUGGGUGUAUUUUAGUUGAAAUGCACACUGGAGAACCUCUGUUCAGUGGAGCCAAUGAGGUAGAUCAGAUGAAUAAAAUUGUGGAAGUUCUGGGUAUUCCACCUGCUCAUAUUCUUGACCAAGCACCAAAAGCAAGAAAGUUCUUUGAGAAGUUGCCAGAUGGCACUUGGAACUUAAAGAAGACCAAAGAUGGAAAACGGGAGUAUAAACCACCAGCAACCCGUAAGCUUCAUAACAUCCUCGGAGUAGAAACAGGAGGGCCUGGUGGGCGUCGUGCUGGGGAAUCGGGUCACACGGUGGCUGACUACUUGAAGUUCAAAGACCUCAUCUUAAGGAUGCUUGACUAUGACCCCAAAACUCGAAUUCAACCUUACUAUGCCCUGCAGCACAGUUUUUUCAAGAAGACAGCUGACGAAGGUACAAACACAAGCAACAGUGUUUCCACGAGUCCCGCCAUGGAGCAGUCCCAGUCCUCGGGUACCACGUCCAGCACGUCGUCCAGCUCAGGUGGAUCGUCGGGGACGAGCAACAGUGGGCGAGCCAGGUCGGACCCAACGCACCAGCAUCGGCACAGCGGUGGGCACUUCACGGCCGCCGUCCAGGCCAUGGACUGUGAGACACACAGUCCCCAGGUGCGUCAGCAAUUUCCUGCUCCCAUUGCUUGGUCAGGCACUGAUGCUCCUACACAAGUCACUGUUGAAACUCAUCCCGUUCAAGAAACAACCUUUCAUGUAGCCCCUCAACAGAAUGCAUUGCAUCAUCACCACGGAAACAGUUCCCAUCACCACCACCACCACCACCACCACCACCACCACCACCAUGGACAACAAGCCUUGGGUAACCGGACCAGGCCAAGGGUCUACAAUUCUCCAACAAAUAGCUCCUCUACCCAGGAUUCUAUGGAGGUUGGCCAUAGUCACCACUCCAUGACAUCCCUGUCCUCCUCAACUACUUCCUCCUCGACAUCUUCCUCCUCUACUGGUAAUCAAGGCAACCAGGCCUACCAGAAUCGCCCAGUGGCUGCUAAUACCUUGGACUUUGGACAGAAUGGAGCUAUGGACGUUAACUUAACCGUCUACUCCAAUCCCCGCCAAGAGACUGGCAUAGCUGGACAUCCGACAUACCAAUUUUCUGCUAAUACAGGUCCUGCACAUUACAUGACUGAAGGACAUCUGACAAUGAGGCAAGGGGCCGAUAGAGAAGAGUCCCCCAUGACAGGAGUUUGUGUGCAACAGAGUCCUGUAGCUAGCUCGUGACUAAAUUGAAACUUGAGUUUGUUUCUUGUGUGUUUUUAUAGAAGUGGUGUUUUUUUCCAAAAAACAAAGUGCAAAGCUGCUUGAAUCAGAAGGAGAUUAACACACUGAACCGCUACAAGAGGGCAAAGCUGACUUUUUUUUUUUUUUUUUUUUUUUAACUUGAAAAGAUUGCAAAGGGACAAUGAAGUUUUUAAAAGAGCCAUGUCCAAACCCAUCUUCAUGGAUAGCUCAGAGGUGUCCUCUUUUUGCCUCCCCCAUUUUAACUUGCCACAUCCCAGUCAUAGUGGGGUUUUUUGUCUUUCUAUUCCACAGACGUUAUUGUUCAGAUGUUGGUCUUGAUCAUUUGCCAACUAGUUUUAAAAUAAAAGGCACUGCACAUAAUUCGCAUAAAGGGCCCCAUGAGGGUGUUUCUUUCCCCUUUUUGUUUUUCCUUUUUCCCCCCCGUUUUUGUUUGGUUUGGUUUUGUUUUGGGUGGGGGGUGGGAAGUUUGGUUUUUGAGUCCUCUGAACACACUUGGGUGCGGAAAUGCAGUACUGUAAGGAAGAGGGACCUCCCGCUCACACCGACAUCACCUUCAGCUGUAUGGAAGGGACGGCUGUAUUGGAGUUUGUAAGGCACAGUAAGCAUGCUACGUGGCGGGAUCAGAACUCUCCUGUCUGAACCUACUGAGGAGCAAAGCAGCAAUUACCUGGGAUCCUGUGGGUCUCCCGUUGUCGAGGCCACAGUGAGAUAGUGAUGGAACGUGACUGGUCUCCUAACCAAGGUGCACUGAGAAGCAAUCAACGGGUCAGUCAUGGCCAGUCCUGGGGAGGUCUGAGUGGUGGUCUUUGGGAUAACCUUUGGCCUUAUGGAUUUGGACUCGAAAUUAGAAGAGCCUACCAUUUCAGAUGCAAUCACUUUUGGACACGCUUUUGCAGACAGUCCUUAAUGCUGAAAACACAGAGAAUGGGUAAUUCAAGAGGCCUUUCUUUUAAAAUAGACUUUUGUGACCCACUAAUUGUAAGGUAUUGCAAGGUCACUUUGCGUGUGUCAUAAAGUUGACUUCCUUAUUGGUUGAAGGUCACAGAAGUAGUGGUUUGCUUUGAUGGAAAUAGCUACAGCUGUGUCCCUUCCUGCUUUUUACUUUUUCUUUUGCUUUUUCUCGGCACGUGGUAUCUCCACCAUUUCUUCUGCACAAAGAUGUCUUCUGUUCAUCCUGAACAUUUUUAAAAAAUGCAGAAUUUUAUGUGACUGCUUUUUUGCCUCACAAUUAUGCUGUGAAUUUUACAAAAAUUUAUUUUCUUUUUUGAUAAUUUAUUGUACCAAAGCUGUUUUUAUAGCACAUAGAUGUCUGUAACCAAUAAUGUAGCAGUUCUGCACUUUGACACAAGGUGUAACUAGACCAUUUUUAAAUGUCAGUUGAAAAUUAUGGCUGUACUAUUGCUUAAACAAAACUGGAACUGUUGUUGAAUCCAUAGCCAAUACAUUUACAGCAAAUCUGUGUACUGAACAUAAUAGAUUGACAUCUAAUUCAAGAUGACAACAUCUGUUACAUUCUAAAUGUGUUCAGGCUUCUGAAGGUAAAGGGACACUGGAUCCAGAAGCUAUGGAACCAGCAGUUGAUUCUUGUAUUCCUGAUUAACCUACUUGUAGACUUGAAAGCAAGACCUUGAUUGCACCACCAGGUCCAAAAUACGAGCACGAGUGAAGCAGAACUCUCACGCAUGACCUGAAGCGAACAGGCUGGUGUCUAACAGGUGCCUAGUUUUGAGAUUAUGCUGCCUUAAUGUAACACAGUCUGGCAGUUGCUAAAUUUGUGUUCCCAUUUUUAAAUUGACCAAUUUUACGGUGUUAUACAUUUGAGCGGUUGAAUUGGGAGAAUGAAGAUAAGGAAUUUACCUGUCCAGGAUCAAAGAAGCCUAGAAAAGAAGCAGUAAUCUACCUCUGCCAAUAACCCUGUUCAAAAGAAACUCCGCAGAACACCACAUUACUUUUUAUUGGUCAGUCCCCUGGGGCUGACUAGGUCAACUUUUUCCGAACAAAAGCAGGUUUUUAUACGUCAACAGUGACAAAAGAAAGGCUUAACACUCUGUGAAUGUGAAUGGAAACUCGGGAAUAUCCGUUUUUAUAAACCACAAAGUUUUUUGUUGUUAAUCAGGAAAUGCAUGUUUAUUUUGUAACCAAAUGUCAGGCCUGUGGAUGAUUUUGAACUUCCUAGUUCAUAAAGGUUUACAGUGAGCAAAAGGAGACCGUCCUGAGCCCAGCAAUAUCAGGAGGAAUUCAGUAGUUGCUGCCAUUAGGAACAUGAGGUGAAGAUACAGGGGUCAGGCCAUUUUUUUCUGUGCUGGUUGCCACAUCUCAGCAAGCACCAAAAACGAAAGCAGUUUUUAAACCGCUAUUUACAUAAAGGAAAUCAUAAAAUCCAAUGCUUCUGCAUACUGUGUUAUGUUACAGUCCAGUUUUGUGUGCUUUACUACACGGUUUGGUUACAGGACUUCUGUGCAUUGUAAACAUAAACAGCAUGGAAAAGGUUAAAUACCUGUGUGCAGAUUGUAAGAUCUGGUCCGGACUUGCUGUGUAUAUUGUAACGUUAAAUGAAAAAGACUCCCCUUUGUAUUAUAGUCAUGCGGUCUUAUGUAUGAUAAACAGUUGAAUAAUUUG